AUGUUCUUGCAGAGUUUUCCUGAUCAAGACGUACUGGGCCAGGCUUUCGAAGAUGCACUAGAAGUCCUGCAGCAGCAUUCUGACAGAGAAAUGCAGUAUUCACCAGGUUAUAAAAGUUGCUUGACUGUGAUCAACCAUCACCACCACCUCCGAGCAAGUCCCAGCUACUCUGCAGCACCAUCUACAGAGGAGCAAGGGUAUAGCUGGAGAAAUGUGAUUAACAGUGCAGCAGAUUUUUAUGCAGAUGAGACUGUCUACCAUAUGCUGCAGAAUACUCCAGAAAGCCAAGUGAUGCAUGCUGCUGCUGGCCAGCCAAAAGCAGGGAAAGGUAGAAAAAAACUUCGACUGUUCGAGUACCUCCAUGAGUCUCUGUAUGAUCCAGCUAUGGCAAAUUGCAUCCAAUGGGUGGAUAAGCCCAAUGGCGUCUUCCAGUUUGUCUCCAAAAACAAGGAGAAACUUGCAGAGCUUUGGGGAGAAAGAAAAGGAAACCGCAAGAUCAUGACAUAUCAGAAAAUGGCGAGAGCACUGAGGAAUUAUGGAAGAACAGGUGAAAUAAUUAAAAUUAGAAGGAAGCUGACAUACCAGUUCAGUGCUGUUGUUUUAAAGAGACUCGCUCCAUCUUAUUUCUUGGGAAAAGAAACAGUUUAUCAUCCAUACAUUCAGUCUAAUCAAGAAUAUCAGUGUGCAGAUGACUGGAUGAGUUACAGUAAUUAUAUGUAUAACAAUGGCUAUGCAUUACAGCAUGCUAACAGCUAGACAUACCUUUCACAUGAGCAGGUCUUUGCUAGCUAGUAAAACUUUCCAGCACUGGAACUCUUCUCUGUACAUAGCUUUUCCUUUAAGAUAUCAUACAAAC
This is a messenger RNA of Melopsittacus undulatus (budgerigar), 856 nucleotides long. RefSeq names its product Spi-C transcription factor (gene SPIC). Gene Ontology annotation, biological process: cell differentiation; regulation of transcription by RNA polymerase II. Gene Ontology annotation, molecular function: DNA-binding transcription factor activity, RNA polymerase II-specific; sequence-specific DNA binding. Bases 1 to 756 code for a protein of 251 amino acids. The record is from RefSeq and is a predicted model, not a curated record. Gene Ontology annotation, cellular component: nucleus. The transcript is spliced from 4 exons. NCBI's taxonomy places the organism in Eukaryota, Metazoa, Chordata, Aves, Psittaciformes, Psittaculidae.